Ochlerotatus camptorhynchus is the source of this 1158-nucleotide messenger RNA. RefSeq lists its product as uncharacterized. Lineage: Eukaryota; Metazoa; Arthropoda; Insecta; Diptera; Culicidae. The record is from RefSeq and is a predicted model, not a curated record. The transcript has 2 exons. Bases 68 to 1147 code for a protein of 359 amino acids.
GUUCAUCAGAAAGGAAAUCUCAAAACUCAUCUCUCGGGCGUUUUCAAGCAAUCGAGCGUUUUCCAAAAUGUCCAAUAUGCUGCAGUAUCGAAACGAACCGGGAGUGCAACAAGUCGGAUUCCGGUGCGAAAUUUGCAGUGGACUAUUCUCCAGGCCUUACUUGUUGAAAUCACACGAGCAAAAGAUUCACGGCUUGGUGCGUGAGGAGAGCCCGAAGCCGGCACCACCUCCGGCGACGCUUCCGGUGCCGUGCAUUACAACGGUGGUCAUUCCGGCGAUUCAAACAUCGGCCAUGAUCGUGGCUAAAGAACGGGGGGAGAUUCCGUUUGCGGUUCUGCACAUGAUGAACGAAAUACCAUUGAUCGUUCGGGUGGUGGAGCAGGGCAAAUACAGCGUUCUGAAAGCGGCGGAAAGUAACGAUUUUCGCGAGUCGCAGCGUGGUGGACCGGGGCUAGAAGAGGCCAAAUGUGUCUCGAUUGCGGUGGUGGCAACAGUUUACCAAAAGAUCAACGAAAAGGGCCAGCACUACUUCGAAAUUACCGGACCAGUUUCGUGCUAUCAGACGAACAAAAUUCCACAGGUAGAUCGAACGGCUGGGGCCCUUCAGGAUUCGAUUGCCAAUACGAACUUACACAAGACGCUGACACAGUUGAAUGCGACCGAAGUGAGCACGAACAUUAACAUGUUGCAGAAGGAUUUGCGGCUACCAGCUCUCCGGCCGUUUGAAGUAAAUGGCCCUGUAGCUUCCACUUCUGGAAUCAACAAACUGAAGCGAAAGCAAACUCCAAAGAAGCAAUCGAAUCCAGCCCCCGUUCCCAUCAAACGUGCCCCUCUGAAGCAACCGAAAGUCACAACGGUGAUGGACAACUCCGUAGAGUGGACACAUUCCACCCGGCCCGUUAUGGCGCAGAUUUGCGAACGGAACUUCCAGAGCAUCGCAACCGGAUCGCUACUAUCGCCAGAACGUGCAACUCUCAAGCUACAUAAGUCGGAUGAAGUCAUGGCCAUCGAGCAGGAGGAUCCGUUCAGUGACAUUAAUAUGUUCGAUUUGAUUCAGACCGGAAACGAACUGCUAUCGAAUGAUGGCCAUCUGCAGGAUAUUGACAUUGACGAUUCUAUGGAGGAAAUUUUUGUUCCAGUACUGUAAUUUUUACUUAG